This is a messenger RNA of Salvelinus sp. IW2-2015, 780 nucleotides long. Lineage: Eukaryota; Metazoa; Chordata; Actinopteri; Salmoniformes; Salmonidae. The record is from RefSeq and is a predicted model, not a curated record.
AUGACCAGCCCCCCCAUCCCACGCCACCCCCACAUCCACCACAUCCCCGCCCACACCCACGCCACAGACACACACCCCGACCAGCAUCCCCACCCCCACCACAACAGCACACCCUCACCACAUACCGCACACACCCUAGAACCCCACGCCACACACCUCACCCACACAGCCCACCCCCACCACCCGACGCUCAAUCACCCCACCACCCCCCCACACUUCCCACCCACAUACAAAUCCACUCCCCACGCCACACACCCACACCCCCCCACCAGCUCGCACAUCCAACCCACGCACACUACACCACAUUCCCCCCGCCGACCCAGCACCAAACCAUCCCCCACGCACCCACCACGCCACCCCCAAUCCCACACCCACGCCACACCACCCCCUCACUCCAGCACUCACCCCUGCCCUCACCCCAGCCCUCAGCCUUCACACCAGCCUUCACACCAGCCCUCACCCCUGCCCUCACCCCAGCCCUCAGCCUUCACACCAGCCCUCACCCUGCCCUCACCCCAGCCCUCAGCCUUCACACCAGCCCUCACCCCUGCCCUCACCCCAGCCCUCACCCCAGCCCCCAGCCUUCACACCAGCCAUCACCCCUGCCCUCACCCCUGCCCUCACCUCACCCCUUAUCCAGCCCUCACCCCUUACCCCAGCCUUCACCCUUACCCCAGCCUACCCCAGCCAUCACCCUUACCCCAGCCCUCACCCCAGCCAUCACCCCUUACCCCAGCCCUCACCCCAGCCAUCACCCCUUACCCAGCCCACCUCAUUUAA